Messenger RNA from Esox lucius (northern pike), 5980 nucleotides. RefSeq names its product cell adhesion molecule 1a (gene cadm1a). Gene Ontology annotation, molecular function: signaling receptor binding. Bases 45 to 1370 code for a protein of 441 amino acids. Gene Ontology annotation, biological process: cell recognition; susceptibility to natural killer cell mediated cytotoxicity; detection of stimulus. Gene Ontology annotation, cellular component: synapse; neuron projection; plasma membrane. The record is from RefSeq and is a predicted model, not a curated record. The transcript is spliced from 12 exons. NCBI's taxonomy places the organism in Eukaryota, Metazoa, Chordata, Actinopteri, Esociformes, Esocidae.
GGUGAAGUACUAUUUGCGCCGCCAGAUUGAAGCAGGUGUCCAACAUGGCGAUCACAGGCAACGGAUCUCUCGCUACUCUUCUCUUUUUGUUCAUGAUUCCAGCGGCUCUUCAUCAAGGAGCUGCUCAGUACCCAGUUCAGAGUCAGAAUCUGGUGACGGACGAUGUGGCGGUGGUGGAGGGCGAGAUAGCCGUCAUCAGCUGCCGAGUGAAGAACAACGAUGACUCGGUUAUCCAGCUCCUCAACCCCAACAGACAGACCAUCUACUUUAGAGAUGUCCGACCCCUGAAAGACGCCCGCUUCCAGCUGGUAAACUUCUCGGACAAUGAGCUUCGGGUGUCUCUGUCCAACGUCACUCUGUCGGAUGAAGGGCGAUAUGUGUGCCAGCUGUACACGGACCCCCCACAGGAGGCCUACGCCGACAUCACUGUGCUGAUCCCCCCAGGCAACCCAAUCAUCGAAUCCCGGGAGAGGCAGGUGAUCGAGGGCAACGAGACAGAGAUGACUUGCACCGCCAUGGGCAGCAAGCCCGCCGCCACCAUCAGAUGGAUGAAGGGAGACAAAGAGCUCCAAGGCAAGUCCAAGGUGGAGCAGACAUAUGACCGCAUGUUCACGGUGACCAGCCAGCUGACAUUCACCGUCACCAAAGAGGACGACGGCGUGCCCGUUGUUUGCUCCGUGGACCACCCGGCAGUUAAAGACCUCCAGGCCCAGACCUACCUGGUGGUACAUUACAAACCGGAAGUGAAGAUUGUAGUGGAGUUUCCCGAUGGGCUGCCAAGGGAGGGACAGAACAUGGAGCUGUCUUGCCAGGCCAAAGGCAAACCCCACCCCCAGCGGAUCAACUGGGUGAAGUUGGACGAUGACCUGCCCUCACACGCCCUCAUUACUGGCGCCGACCUCUACAUCGAGAACCUCAACAAGACUUACAACGGCACCUACCGCUGCUUUGCCGUGAACUCAGUGGGCGAGUCGUAUGACGACUACAUCCUCUACGUCUAUGAUGCCCCCACCACUACCCCUAUACCCACUACAGCUACCACCACCACUCCCACCACCACCACCAUCUUCCUCCCUGAAGCCACUGCAGACAACACGCCUAGUACCGAACCUGCAGCUCACGAUUCCAGAGCUGGAGAGGGUGCACCAAGAGCAGUGGACCAUGCGGUCAUCGGAGGAGUGGUGGCUGUGGUGGUCUUUGCCAUGCUCUGUCUACUUAUCAUUUUGGGACGGUACUUUGCAAGACACAAAGGUACCUACUUCACGCAUGAAGCUAAAGGAGCCGAUGACGCAGCAGAUGCAGACACAGCCAUUAUCAACGCGGAGGGCGGCCACAACAACUCGGACGAGAAGAAGGAGUACUACAUAUAGAAAUCACAGGGCCCUAAUACCUUCCCCUGUGUGACACCACGCUGUCUUUGGGUUGGGGGGUGGGGAGGGGCGCUUGGGGUUGAGAAUGGGUUAGGUUGGGUAGCGAGUAGGAUGUGUUGGGUUUUAUGGGUGAUUGCCAAGGAUUGAACAAUGUAUUGUCCAGUCUCUGCAGCUGAGGAGAGGAAAUAUGUGUAUAAGAUGGAAAUAUAGGGAGAGGAUCAGGGCUUUUGGUGAGGGUGGCUGGGGGGGAGGGGGGGGUUUGAGGGUUGCCAGAAAUCAAUGUAGAGGGAGUUUCACCAUUCAACACCUCCGAAAACUGCUGGUACGAAUUUUGUUUAGUUCAACCAUUUGCAGAAAAUUCUGUGCCUUGUUCUGAAUUUAUUUUAUUUUCAUUCUUUCCUACCCUCCCAGACAUGUCAUGUGGCUCCACCUUCACCUCUUCCACUCUCUUCAUUAUCAUUGUAAUGUUGGCUUAGCGGUGAAGCUUAAAUUACACAGUGGCUCUGUUCAUCUCUCCCACUGUGUUCACACACACGUCCUCUCUUGCAUACCAUAAGCUCAUAAGAACCCUAUUUCAACUAUACUGUGAGCAGGCCUGGUCUCAAGCCACCACCUUUCUUUUUUUAAACCUUUUAAAACACAUCCAAUGCUUCAAUUAUCAAAUUUAUCAAAUUGUACAAUGAGAAACUAUUAUUACCCAUAAAUAAAGUUUCCCCCUCUUUAAAAGACACUAACACACACAUACACACUGAACAAUAAUAGUCUGUAGGCAGACAGUGGGGGAUAAAAAACUUUAAAACUCGUGUUAUUGGGGCCAAUUCCUCAUCAAUAUAGAUGAUCUGUAUUUUUUCAUUUGUCUUAAAAAAAAAAAUCUAAUGAGUUCUGUCAGCACAUUUAAAACAUUGCCACUAUUUGGAAUAGGCAAAGUAGAAGGCACAUUAUUUCACUGUCACUAUGCUGAACUUAUAGGCAUUUUCAAUUCAUUAUUUUUCUAUUUUAUUCUCUGUACAAUUAUGUUUUUGGUUCUGUUCCACUGAAUAGAACUGCUAUUCUUCUGCAGUCAUUUAUUGUUUUGUGACGAUAUUUUCAGGGUUUUAAAUCCUCUCCCUCUCAUUGAGAAAUAUUUUUCAAAUAGCAAAUGACAAAAUGCGUUGUUAUGGCAUGUGCUCACUCUGUGUAUUUCAAUCACGAUGCCUCAGUUUAACGACUUACUGCAACCAACAUUAAUAAAAGGAUAUUACCAUCAAAUACAACUGAUAUAUUUGAAACAACUGAACAGUAAAAUAUCACACUUGUGUUUUUCCUGCCAUAUGUUUAUAAUAAAAUUAGACUUGUAAACCAAGUUAUACAGAAGCCCUGAAGCCUAAAUUCAAAACAAAAUAUCUAGCACCACUAAUGCUAUUUUGUUAUAAUGACAUGAUGGUUGAUUCAUUGACCUGCUGAGCACACUAUGCAUCAGUCCUGAUUGUGUAAGGCUAUAUUUAUUUUAGUUUUUUUCAGGAGUCUGCGAUAAUAUGUCUACUAAAUGCUACAGUUGGGUGUGAAAUUGGCCUGACAUUUUGUCGCUGGUUUAUGAUGUCAUGGGGGUUUUUUGUCUAGCUGAGUGUCUUUAUAGGCCCAGUAGUUUAUUUUCUGACUUGUACGUUUGAUAGUUGAUGCAUUUGAUUUUUGAUGCGUCCCUUGUUCAACCUCGAUUACUUAAGCAUCUUUUGUGUGCUAUUCAUUUCCAAAAACGCUCUUAAGCCAAGUUAAUGUAUUCAGCAUCAUAAAACAUGAUGACUCUACCUUGGGAAUAUGGUUUAAUAUGCUAGGUUCACUGAGCAUAGACAAGGUACAAUCACAGCUGUCACCUUACAUUUAAACCAUUGUCUAAGCUCAUUAAACCCAGUUUAUUAAACCGUAUUCCCAAAAUUGAGUCAUCAUGAUUUAUGAGGCUGAAUGCGUUAACCUGGCUUAAAAGUGAUUAAGGGAAUGAACAGCAUACACAAGGUAAAAACUGACCGAAAUACAGCCAUGCAUGUCCUGACAAUCACAACAGACGCAUAGUGUGCACUGCAUACAGUAUAUGGGAAUUAGACAAAACAUUUGUCUGGUGAUGCCUGUUUCCCAAACUAAAAAAAGAAUAUAAAACAAAAAUACUAUACAACCCUUAAACAUGCAAAAGCAAAACAUCAAACACAACUGAUGCCUGAGCAAAAUAUUAUUUUCAAAGCAAAACACAAAAAAAACUAUUAUGGACUCUUCAGAACCAAUAUUUCCAAAAAGAUGAUAUAUGUUCAGGAAAUAUUCACACCAUACAUUAAACACGUGCCAGGACAUUGUUACAAACAAACCUAUAUCAUGAUAAUUUAGUUUUUUAUGAUUAUUACAAGUGUUUGUUUUUAGUUUUGUUACUCCAUAAUGUACAACACUCAUGACCAAGUUAUGACAGUUGAGUGUCACUAAGAAUUAACCAUGGAGACAGGGUCUUCUUGCCACUACUAUCACAGACCAGCCUUCGGACUCUAUGUGGUCUAGUCAUGAUGCAACAGUUUUCAGUUGCCGAAACAGUCAACAUCACACUGCAUGCACUAUGUGAGUGUGCACCUUUGCAAAUACAUGAUACAGUCUUCACUUUUUCUUUAAGCAUGAAGCUAAAGUGGGGGGGUGGGGGGGGGGUCUUCAAUUUUCUAUUAAUUUAAUUUUCUACAUUACCAAGGUCAGCAGUGCUGUUUAAUCUAUUUGAUUGUCCUGCUGAGGUUGUUGGCAUGACAAUGAGGGAAAAGAUGAUAUUGCUUACAUGUUUCAUUUGAAGAUUAUUCCAAAUAUAAUAUAUUUUAAAGGAGCAACCAUUGGUUUAACACUGUAUAGCCCUAUCUGCACAGGACAUGUAUUACCAUAGAACAUUGGUUAUGGAAUUAAUACCCCAGCAUGUCUGUUUUUCCAGAGGACAAUUUGGAUGGGAUUCAUUUUACUGAACCUCCCCAUGUAGUUAUAAUGUUUUCUUAUUCAAUGUUGGCAGGUUAUGACUGAAGCCUGUAGUAAUAUCUGGCAAAACGGAUCAUUCAUCUGUAGACUAAGUGCAUAGAAGUUGUUGAAUCAAUGUGUACAUUUUUCCCAAACUAUACAUCACCUGUUAAAAUCUGUAAUACCAUCACAACACAGGGAUGCACAGAAUAUGUAUUAUCAGAGGACCUGGGAGUUUGCCAAAAACAAAUAUGUAUUUUCUGGUGGCUUGAAUAAUAUCCUUCCAUGUAGUUAAAUAAUAUUUUGGCAGUUUACUAAAAUUAGGAAAGUGGUCAUUUCUGCUUGUGCACAUAAAGUAAUUACACUCCCCAACCUACCACAGUAAAAAGAUGUCCGAAUAGGGUUCAUGAUAACAAUACUGUUUGUUUAUCAGGACAGUGGUGGCUAUCAGACUUUUUUAAAUCCUACCAUUUUAGACUGUGACUUCUUAUGACAUUCUUUGGAUUCCCUCUCUUGUUUCAAUAGAACAAACAUCAUAGAGAAUGUUAGCGUCUUUUAGAUUGAGGUUGUGUGACUUGUAUUAGUAAGCAUUAUUUCGCUUUGGUCAAAAGUGUGGCACUUCCAUUCUAAACUGGACCUUAAAGAAUUUUCUUCGCUGAACACAUUAAUUCCCUUUCAUUGUGGGUGGACAUGUUAUUAAACAUACUCACAGCUCUGUGAACUGGGUAGAUGUCUAUGUUUCCGCUUAACCUUUUACUGAUGUGUGUUGUGGUUUGAAUUGGGCACCACAAUCAGAACCAAUAUGAAAAUGGAGUGUAUAAGGAAAAGUAUCCAACUAGAAAUUUGUUGGAAUUAAUUAAUGCUAAUUUGCAUAAGCAGCUACCUGUAGUUAACACUGGCGUUAUAAAGUGUAAAUUGAAAUUUUGUGGAUGACGGACAUCUCCGCAGGUUUGUGGAAUGAGUUUGAGCUUUGAGUAUAGAAUGUUAAAUUUUUUUAUUUCUAUUUCUGUGUGUUGUUAUCAGUAUUUUUGAAAAGCCCCUUUGUUCCUCAAGGUACAAUUAACUUGGUAGUUUGACAGUGUUACUGAUAUCAUUUUUAUUUUGUAAAAUUACUUUUUACAUUCCUUUGUUAAUACCCUGUGUCAGGUUAAUGUGCAUUGAAUGGUGUGAUUGCAUCUCAGGUAGAAUGCGAAGUCUAGGCCCCCCACACAUUGAUGAAGUCUAAUUAAAAAAAAGAAGUAUGCUAAUCUUUUUAGGUCAACAGACAACUGGUGAUUCUUUUUGCAUUUAAGCUGUACAUGUUUUAUGUAUUUUCUUAAAUAUUCAAUGCACUGUAUAAGAUGUGUUUAAAUAUUACUUUGUAUAGAGAUAGUUCACAACUAAAGAGUACUUUGUUUGUUAGAAUGACGCAGGAACAGAACACAUUCAGCUGUGGCUGUACAAUUAUUAAUUGAAACACAACAUUUCUCUGACGUUUACUUCUCCCAGGAUGUUUUCUCGUUUAUCACUUCAUUGUUUCUAGGUUGAUUAUUUUUGUCUUUCUGCUGUACUUGGGCAAUGUCAAUGUGUAUUAAUGAAGAAAAAAGAAAUCCACAUUCCCAUACACAUUUUGUAUUGGUUCAUAAAUAGACAUUUUUACAAAAAAUAAAGAGUUCUUGUCUUAA